Oldenlandia corymbosa var. corymbosa is the source of this 666-nucleotide messenger RNA. The record is from the annotation of a GenBank genome assembly. NCBI's taxonomy places the organism in Eukaryota, Viridiplantae, Streptophyta, Magnoliopsida, Gentianales, Rubiaceae.
AUGAAAGGAAACUUGGUUUGGAUACAAUGUCCAUAUGAAGAGGAUCUUCAAAUAAGCAAUAAAUGGGGGCAGAAAGUUUAUCCUGAGCUACGAGCUAAGACUAAGAAGAGAAGGAACAUAGAGUUGGAAGAAAAUCUUCUCGACUCCCGGGGUAUGUAUGAUAUAGCAAAUGCUGGUAAACAAUGGAUUGGAACUCAAAAGCUAAGAAAGUUUGAACUACUUGGAUCUGUUUCACGUGCUGUUUCUAUUGAGAAAAGUACGAGUGCUAGGACUGGGUUUUGGGCAUGUGAACAUCUAGAGUCAUGGGAACAGAAUAGGAAAAGGAACUUUGGUGUAGCUUGGCAUCAUCAACAAACUCCCGAAGUGUGCAUCGCUGUUAAGAAACGGAGAUAUUUAAAAUCCUCUCGGCUCUUGGGAAGAGAAGCUAACCCAUUCUCGUGCCCUUUCGCUUUCAAGCCAAUGAAAAGAACCUUUCAAGAAGGUUCUCCUGAAAAAGUUUCUAAAAAACAGAGAACAGAAACAACCGUGGUUGCAGGCACUUUCAUUGAUUGCAGGUCUCAUGUGACUAUUGGUGAGGCACUAGAUGACGGUGACAGACUGAUUAAGGGCAAAAUUCUUGGAAAGCAGACUUGUAACCCUACUGUGGUGGCUAGCUCCUCUGGUUAA